UGAGUGAACAGGCAAAUGCAACUACCACCUAGCAGUUCCCCUCCGUCCCUCCAACGUUACUCCCUCCCUUCCACCCUUCUUCCGUCGCAUAACCACGCCAUUCCCAUGGAAGCUCUCAUCUCCCUCCCCUCCUCCCAUAACUUCCACCUCUCACCCCUCCCCUCCAAACCCCCACACCCCCUCCCUUCUCUUCCUCUCCACCACCACCACCACCACCACUCCAUAAAAACCCAUCACCACAUCUUCUCUCCAACCAAAACCACCAGACUCAAUGCCCAGGUCUCCUCCUCCCCUGCCACAACAACCACUGAUCUCCCCGGCGACAAGGCCCUCGCAGGCGACGAGAAAUUCAACUGGUUCGCCAACUGGUACCCGCUCGCCCCCGUCUGCGACCUCGACAAGCGGGCCCCCAACGCCAAGACGGUGAUGGGCCUCGACGUGGUGAUCUGGUGGGACCGGCAGGAGGGCCGGUGGCAGGUGUUCGACGACCGGUGCCCCCACCGCCUCGCCCCGCUCUCCGAGGGCCGCGUCGACCCUUGGGGCCGCCUUCAGUGCGUCUACCACGGAUGGUGCUUCGACGGCGCCGGCAGCUGCAAGUACAUCCCCCAGGCGCCGCCGAACGGCCCUCCGGUUCAUACGUUCAAGAAGGCAUGUGCCGCUGUUUAUCCCAGUGUUGAACAGAAUAAGAUUGUGUGGUUUUGGCCGAGCACUGAUCCUCAAUACAAGGAUAUUUUAAUGAAGGAAAGACCUCCCUACAUUCCAGAGCUGGAUGAUCCAUCGUACACGUCUACAAUGGGGACGAGAGAUGUUCCUUAUGGGUAUGAAGUUCUGAUAGAAAACCUCAUGGACCCUGCUCAUGUUCCAUAUGCACACCAUGGAAUAAUGAGAAUUCCAAAACGUGAAGUGCCUGCCAGAGCUGAGGUUGAUCGAGAAGGAGGGGUGCCCAUAGAGAUAACAAUUGAGACAUUAAAUAUAACUGGCUUCCUUGCAAAGCAGGAGCUUGGCUACAACAAGUUUGUAGCUCCAUGUGUCUUUUAUGCUAUGCCUCGUCGGUCCUCAAGUGAUGAUUCCGUUUCAUCUUUGGAUGUCCAAGAGGCAUCUUCAACUAAGCCCCAGCAGAAACAACGUAGGAUCCUGCUUAUUUUUAUGUGCAUUCCAGUUAGUCCUGGAAGAAGCAGAGUAAUUUGGGUCUUCCCCAGAAAUUUCACAGUUUGGAUAGACCAACUUGUCCCUCGGUGGAUGUUUCAUGUGGGGCAGAAUCUUAUUCUGGAUUCAGAUUUAUACCUUCUUCAUGUUGAGGAGCGUAAGAUCGCCAACGUUGGCCCUUCUAAUUGGCAAAAAGCUUGUUUUGUGCCAACAAAGUCAGAUGCCAUGGUGGUUGCCUUCAGAAAUUGGCUAAGAAAAUACUCAAACAAUCAGGUUGACUGGGGAACUCUAUCUACUGGAUACCUUCCACCAACCCCACCCAGAGAACAGCUUAUGGAUAGAUACUGGUCCCAUGUUGUGCAGUGCAGCAGCUGUCGUGUGGCUUUAAAAGGCCUGAGAACAUUUGAGGUUUUUCUGCAAGUUAUUUCAAUAGCCUUCAUUGGAAUUGUUGCAGCUGCCAAGCAAGGUCUGAUGUCAAACAUCACCAGGAUUGCUUUUGCCUCAACAGCGGUAUUGUGCUUCCUCGCAUCCAGGUGGCUGUCUCACUUCAUCUACAAGAAUUUCUAUUUCCAUGACUACAACCAUGCUUUCAGAUGAUUGUUCUAGAUUUUGCCCUUUCUCUGUAAACAGAUUGUAACGCUUUCUGUGUCUAUUUCUUUAUUAUAUCUGUAAAUAAAAGGUUUCAACUAAAUCACAGAGAUGAUAAAAGCGCAAAUACAUGUUCUACCUCUGUGUAAAAGGCAUAUGUCAGAAACAUUAUUUUUUUUGGA
Messenger RNA from Elaeis guineensis (African oil palm), 1916 nucleotides. Lineage: Eukaryota; Viridiplantae; Streptophyta; Magnoliopsida; Arecales; Arecaceae. The record is from RefSeq and is a predicted model, not a curated record.